AUGUCCCACCGCCCCCCACCGCCCCGCGCCGCCCACACCUCACCUUUCAACCCUACCGCGUCCUUCUCCGGGCACAUAGCGCGUCGAAACUCGGACCCCCUCACCGCCGCCCUUCAGCCCCCGCCGAAUGAGACGCCCGAGCAGCGCGACGCUCGCCUCCGCCGCGAGGACGAUGCGAAGAAGCGGAGCGAGGACAUCGACCGUAUGCUCCGCCGCGAAGAUAAACACCGCCGCAAGAAGGCCGUCAAGGUCCUCCUCCUCGGCCAGAGCGAGAGCGGCAAGAGCACGACCCUCAAGCAGUUUCAACUGCUCCACACGCCGACCGCCUUCCACAAGGAACGGAUAGCGUGGCGUUUCGUCAUCUACCUCAACCUCAUCCGUUCCAUCCGCCGCAUUCUCGAGGUCAUCGCGCCCGAAGAGAACGAUGCUGCUGAGGAGGAGGAAGAGUCCAACGAGCGCGCAUCCAUCAUCAUCACCGGUUCUGGCCCGGCUCCCCCUCCGGACCCCCAGCCCAACUACGAAUACUACCGUCAGCGUCUCGCUCCCUUGAUGGACCUCGAGCAGCGCCUCAUGGUCGUCCUCGCCGACUCGGAGGACAACGACGAGCGCGAGGCCACUCACCUUCCCGCCACUACCUCCCUCCCGUCCGCAGCUCGGACGCGCGCAACCACCCCUACGCUUCCUUCGCGUCCAAGAAUCGGCACCUUCACCAGCUUCUCGAGCGCGAGCAGCCCGCACCUCCCGGGGCGCCCGCCUCCGAUCAGCAUCCCUUCGUCGUCCAUUCAGUUAUCAUCGCUGCCGUCCGCGUCGGCGUACACGAGCGGGACCACCUCCCCGCGCUCGCCGACGUCGCCAGGCACGAGCCCAGCCAGCGGGAGCGAGCUCGCGCUGCGCCCGGGCAACCGGUGGAAAGGCCGGCUCGCGCUCGGAAUCUUCUCGAACGCGAAGCACGCCAACUCGGGCGAGCUCGAGGGGUGGUGGGAGGACCCGAACGACCCGGUCCACCUCCUGAACCAGUCGGCGUUGGUGAUGACGGAGCUGUGGCGCGACCCAACGGUGCGCUCGGCGCUCGCGGAGAAGCGCGUCCGGCUCGAGGAGAGCUCCGGGUUCUACCUGGACGAGAUCAAUCGAAUAACGGCCAAGAUGUAUUUCCCCACGGAUGACGACGUGCUGCGCGCGCGGCUGAAGACGACGGGCGUGGUCGAGCACCGGUUCUCGUUGUCCAAGUCCACCGAGUUCCGCGGGGUGGAGUGGGUCAUCUACGACGUCGGUGGGUCGCGCAACCAGCGGCAGGCGUGGGCGCCGUACUUUGACGACGUGAACGCCAUUAUUUUCCUCGCGCCGAUCAGUGUCUUUGACCAGACACUCGCCGAGGAUCCGUCCGUUAACCGACUGCACGACUCGUUCACGCUCUGGAAGUACGUGAUCGAGAACAAGCUGCUCGCGCACGUCAACAUCGUGCUUUUCCUGAACAAGUGCGACCUCUUGAAGAAGAAGCUGCAGAGCGGCGUCAGAUUGAGUCGCCAUAUGCCGAGCUACGAGGACCGCCCGAACGACUACGACAGCGUCUCGCAGUAUUUCCGCAACAGGUUCGGCGCGAUGCACCAGAGCCUCACGCCGAAUAAGUCGAGAGACCUGUACAUCCACUUGACGUCCGUUACGGAUACCCGGAAGACGCACACGAUUAUAUCCAACGUUCGGGACAUUAUUCUGACGACGAACCUCAAGUCGUCUUCGUUGAUGUAG
Messenger RNA from Epithele typhae, 1746 nucleotides. Its product is annotated as G-alpha-domain-containing protein. Bases 1 to 1746 code for a protein of 581 amino acids. Gene Ontology annotation, biological process: adenylate cyclase-modulating G protein-coupled receptor signaling pathway. Lineage: Eukaryota; Fungi; Basidiomycota; Agaricomycetes; Polyporales; Epitheliaceae. The transcript is spliced from 11 exons. Gene Ontology annotation, cellular component: heterotrimeric G-protein complex. Gene Ontology annotation, molecular function: GTPase activity; G-protein beta/gamma-subunit complex binding; G protein-coupled receptor binding. The record is from RefSeq and is a predicted model, not a curated record.